AAAUUCCAUGGCAGCUCGCGAGAGAAGACAACAAACCCCAGCUAGCAGCUGAGGACCAUCGGCCGGCGAGGCGAAUGAAGAUGGGGAGAGGAGCCGGCCGCGCUCUGCCGCUCGCCAUGGCGCUCCUCCUCGCGCUGCACCUGCACGCCACGCCGGCGUCGGCUGCCCCCAAGUCUUACCUGGUGAUCUUCGAUGGGCCGCCGCCCUCUCCGACUGGUCUGGCCGCUGCACUCGGCGGCACGGUCGACCUGAUCUACUCCUUCGGCGGCAUCAACGGGCUCGGGAUCCAGAUCGACAGCCUUCUCGUACCAGUCCUCAAACUGCUCAGCGGGGUGGUGGCCGUGAUCGAGGACAAGCUUUAUGCGGUCCAGACAACGCGCUCGUGGGAGUUCCUAGGGCUCCAAAAUUCUAACGGCGAGGCGCACGACGUGUGGAAGAACGUUGGCAAGUUCGGCGAGGGGGUCAUCAUUGCCAACGUCGACACAGGUGUAUCGCCGAUAUCUGCAAGCUUCAGGGACGACGGCACCUUGCCCAAACCGGCGAACUGGAUCGGUGGAUGCCAACCAGGCUACUCCGGCUGCAACAACAAGUUGAUCGGCGCGAGGGUUUUCAACGAGGGCAUCAAGGCAAUGAGCGAGCAGAACGGCGAGCAGGUGAACCAGACCGAGGUGAACUCGCCAUGGGACUACGAGGGGCACGGCACGCACACGCUGUCCACGGCCGGCGGCGGCUUUGUGCCCAAUGUCGGCGCCUUGGGCCACGGGACGGGCACGGCCAAGGGCGGCUCGCCGCGGGCGCAUGUGGCCUCGUACAAGGCGUGCUUCAAGGAAGGGUGCUCCGGCCUGGACAUCCUCAGGGCCAUACUCACGGCGGUGGAGGACGGCGUGCAUGUGCUCUCGCUCUCCGUCGGCUCCCCCGCCUCCGACUAUGCCACCGACACCAUUGCGAUAGGAACUGCCUACGCUGUCACCCAGUUGGUCGUCGUCGUCGCGGCGGGUGGCAACGAUGGCCCCGCGGCAGGCUCGAUCAGCAAUGUGGCUCCGUGGAUGCUCACCGUGGGCGCGAGCACCAUGGACAGAACCUUCCCCGCCGAUGUCGUCAUCGGUACCAAGACUAUCACGGGACAAAGUCUAUCAGGCAGCACCGACCAGCCAUGUGCGAUGAUCAGCGGGGAGAAGGCCAAUGCCGCAGGCCAAUCUGCCGCCAACUCGUCGUUGUGCGUGCCUGGCUCCCUGGACCCUGCCAAGGUGAGGGGGAAGAUAGUGGUGUGCACCAGAGGAUCCAACGGCCGAGUGGCCAAGGGGGAGGUGGUGAAGGACGCCGGCGGCGUCGGCAUGGUCCUCUGCAACGCCGCCGCCAGCGGGGACGACGUCAGCGCCGACCCGCACAUCAUCCCGGCGGCUCAUUGCUCCUACUCCCAGUGCAUAGACAUCUUCAACUACCUCCAGUCUGAUCCAUCACCGAUGGGUGCGAUCAAGACGAGGGACGCAGAGCUGGGUGUGAAGCCAUCGCCGGUGAUGGCAGCCUUCUCAUCCCGUGGGCCCAACACCAUCACCCCUCAGAUCCUCAAGCCCGACAUCAUCGCGCCAGGUGUGAACGUGAUCGCCGCGUACAGCCAGGAGGUCUCGCCGACGGGCCUGGCUUCCGACAGCCGCCGUGUCGCCUACAUGGUAGAGUCCGGCACCUCCAUGUCGUGUCCGCACGUGGCCGGCAUCGCCGGCCUGCUCAGGGCGAAAUACCCGAAAUGGAACCCAAACAUGGUCUAUUCCGCCAUCAUGACCACCGCCAACAGGGGAGGCAACGACGGUGUCGGGAUCCGGGACGAGACCGGCAAUGCCGCCACGCCCUUCAGCUAUGGCUCGGGCCACGUGAACCCGGUGAGGGCCCUGGACCCGGGCCUGGUGUACGACACCACGACGCAUGACUACCUCAACUUCAUCUGCUCCUUGAGGCCCACCAACACCCAGGGCCUCCUCCCGGUCUCGCUCCCGCUCCCGCUUGACAUACUCUGGACCCUGCUCAUCCGCGUGUUCCACGGCACCGACUCCAACCCGUUCCAAUGCAGCAAGGGCGCCAACCGCCCCGAGGACCUCAACUACCCGUCCAUCUCCGUGCCCUGCCUGCCCUCCUCCGGCAGCUUCACCGUGAAGCGUAGGGUGAGGAACGUGGGCGGCGGGGCGGCGUCGUACACCGUCAGCAUCACGCAGCCGGCCGGGGUGACGGUCAUUGUGGACCCCAGCACGGUGAGCUUUGACGGUAAGAGUCCAGACGAGGAGAAGCACUUCAAGGACCCGGAGGGCAUCCUGGCGCCGCCGCAGCCGGGCCACAUCUCGCGCCUCGAGUUCCGGCGCCGCCUCGACAGCGACGCCGACGCGCGCGCCGCCUUCGACCUCCAGGUCAAGGAGGAGCAGGAGCGCCGCCGCAAGGAGCGCGAGGCGCGGGUGAUACCUGAGACGGACGCCGGGCUGGUGGAGUUCUUCCUGGACACGGACGCGCGGGAGAUCGAGAUCGAGAUCGGCAGGCUCCGCCCCAGGCUCAACAAGGCCUUCUUCGACCACAUCCAGCGCGAGAUCGCGCAGAUCAAAUUCGCGGUCACCAGGACAGCGGCGAAUGAAGACAGGCUGAUCGAGCUGGAGGCGAUGCAGAAGGUCAUCGGGGAGGGAGUUGAGGCCUACGACAAGCUUCAAAACGACCUCGUGACGGCCAAGGAGCGGCUCACCAACAUCCUGCAAUCCAAAGAUAGGAAGAAAACUCUGCUCGACAUGGUCGAACGGAACGAGCUCAACAUGUCCAUAUUGACGCUUCUCGACGAGAACAUAGCGAGCGCCAAGACGAGUAACCAGGAGGAGGCUGUGGCUUUCAUGGAGGAUGUGCGCUCCUCUAUGCUGAAAUACAUAACGGUAUAAAUUUUGCCUACAUACGGCGGUGAGCAGUUAUCUCUGCUCUGGUACUGGAGUCGUCUUCGGCACAUGGUUGUUGGAAUUAAUUCAAUGGAGCUGUAAUUCACAAGGCCAUCUUGUGUGCUGUAAUUUUGUUUCGGUUGUAUUUAGUUGUCCUGUUUCAUAUAUGUUGAAAUUGUGAGUAGCUUUAUUGGCAAAGAGAAAUUGUAAAGAUCAUAUAUACUUUUACGGCUGUACCACAGAUAUAUACAACAAGACUGAUCCGCUUUCCCGGUUUA
Triticum aestivum (bread wheat) is the source of this 3178-nucleotide messenger RNA. RefSeq names its product subtilisin-like protease SBT5.3. Gene Ontology annotation, biological process: proteolysis. Gene Ontology annotation, cellular component: chloroplast stroma. The transcript is spliced from 16 exons. NCBI's taxonomy places the organism in Eukaryota, Viridiplantae, Streptophyta, Magnoliopsida, Poales, Poaceae. The coding region runs from base 75 to 2906 and encodes 943 amino acids. Gene Ontology annotation, molecular function: serine-type endopeptidase activity. The record is from RefSeq and is a predicted model, not a curated record.